This is a messenger RNA of Aureobasidium namibiae CBS 147.97, 930 nucleotides long. Its product is annotated as DUF1746-domain-containing protein. The transcript is spliced from 2 exons. Lineage: Eukaryota; Fungi; Ascomycota; Dothideomycetes; Dothideales; Saccotheciaceae. Gene Ontology annotation, cellular component: Dsc E3 ubiquitin ligase complex. The coding region runs from base 1 to 930 and encodes 309 amino acids. Gene Ontology annotation, biological process: protein processing; SREBP signaling pathway. The record is from RefSeq and is a predicted model, not a curated record.
AUGAACCAUGAGCCCGCCUCGACGCUCCCGCUCGACCAUGCGCAAAGGAGCGAUCGUGUGAAGCGCAACAAGGCCACCUUCAACAAGAAGCGUCACGCCUUCUUGCAAGACUUGCUGCGCAACAUCGACCUCUUGAUCUAUGCUGAGCUGUCUGCCAUCUACUACAUGGACUGCUCCUUCAUCCGCUUCCUAGCUCGAGCAGUCAUACAAUUUAUCUUUCUGACACCCAAACCCGCCUUCCUUCCCGAGCCUCCACAUCCUAGGCCCUAUCUCGCUGCCAUCUUUGGUUCCAACUUGUUGAUCAUUCUCUUGCAUAUACUCCUCCCCCAACCCGAAGCUGGCGAGGCUACCAGAGGCUAUCUACAUGGCGGCCUGGCCAUGGACUUUGUCGGCCAGAAGGGACCCACGUCAAAGUUCCAUCUGGUCCUGCUGGAUAUCCUGAUACUGCUCAUGCAGCUUGUUCAUCUGGCUGCGUCUACCACUCGUCAACGAGUGAAGCAACAGACUUCUUCGACCACCACGCCUCCAACAGCAGUUCAGAACCACGACUUUGAGGAGCGAGGCCAGCAUAGAGCUGACCACCAGCCGGUAGAUCAAGAGUUGCACUCCUUGAAUCCAGCCCACGGCCCCCCAGAAGGCACCGAGUCAGCUGCUCAGCCAGAUGCAGAGACAGACGAGAGACAGGCUCUGUUGGCCUCGACGGCGCCCCGCACAGACUCGUACAUCUUUGACGCCUUCAACAGCGGUGAGAUUAUGGUUGCCCAUCUAAAUCUCUUUGAUGUGAUCAAAACACAUUUAAAGGAGAUGCGUGACCCCGUUCAGCCCACGAGCACGGCUCCUUCUACGGCCGGUGGCCUGCGUGCCAGACUAGCAGACCGCAGUGCCUUUUUCCGCAUGCGGAUUGGUGGUGAUCGUAUUUUCAAUGUCUAG